AGUCAUGCUUCUCGGACUUUCUGCGGACGCUCGCGACGUUGACAGUUACAGUACAGUGCGUUUCGCCGGGAACUCUGUUUGAUAUUGAAAGAUUACAUCGAUUAAAGUUAGAAGAGUCUCGGGAAAAUGAUCGCAUUUCGCAUGGACGCAGCAGCGGCUGUGCGCGAUAUGUGAGGAUUUGGAUAAAUAACUUAAAAACAGUUUGAUAGAGUCCAUCCGAUUUCGACAGGAUAGGAGGAGGAGGGUCGAUUAAAUUAGUCAGCUCGUUCAAUAUUUGGUGGGUUAUCGACAUAUGGACGCAGGUAACGUUAGUUGAACAUCAGCGGCGUUUUGGUCGAGUCUUGUGAUGGGUAAAGAUUAUUACAGGGUCCUGGGGAUAGAGAAGGGCGCCACGGACGAGGAGAUCAAGAAAGCCUACAGAAAACAAGCUUUGAGGUUUCAUCCCGACAAAAACAAAUCAGCCGGAGCAGAAGACAAAUUCAAAGAGAUCGCCGAAGCCUACGAUGUCCUGAGCGAUGCCAAGAAGAAAGACAUCUAUGACAGAUGUGGAGAGGAUGGGCUCAAGGGACACGCCGGAGGUGGCUGCAAUGGCCCGAGCUAUACUUUUCACGGCGAUCCUCACGCCAUGUUUGCGGAGUUCUUCGGUGGCCGCAGCCCGUUCGAUCAGUUUUUCGCGUCUGCUGGGGGAACGGAUGAGAUGGACAUUGACGACCCCUUUGCAGCCUUCGGGAUGGGCGGAUUUCCAAGAUCUUUUAAAUCUCGAGGAGGCGGUGUGCACGGGGGCCGAGUAAAGAAGAAAGAUCCCCCAGUAGUGCACGAGCUCAAGGUGAGUCUGGAAGAAGUGUUCUCUGGUUGCACAAAAAAGAUGAAGAUCUCUCGCAAGAGGCUUAACCCAGACGGCUGCACAGUGCGCACCGAAGACAAGAUCCUCACUGUGGACAUCAAGCGUGGCUGGAAGGAGGGGACUAAGAUUACCUUUCCCAAAGAGGGAGACGAGACGCCAACCAACAUCCCUGCCGACAUAGUGUUUGUGGUUAAGGACAAGGUUCACCCAGUUUUUAGGAGAGACGGCUCUGACAUCAUCUACCCUGCAAGGAUAUCCCUCCGAGAGGCUCUCUGCGGCUGCUCCAUCAGCGCCCCCACCUUGGACGGAAGAACUGUCACAGUGACAUCACGUGAUGUCAUCAAACCCGGUAUGAAGAAGAGGAUCGUGGGAGAAGGACUGCCACUGUCCAAAUGUCCUGAAAAGAGAGGAGACAUGGUGCUAGAUUUCUCAGUGAAAUUUCCGGACAAGUUGGGACCGAGUGCCCGGGAAUCUCUGGUUCAGAUCCUACCACCUUGAGCAUCUCAACCGCUGGAGGACGGACUCUCAACACACAGAUCCUAUGAUUGGGCCCUUUUGAUUUUCUAGAUAUUUUUGCACCUGAAAGUAUCAGUGGGAAAUACACAAAAUUUAAGCUCAGAGAAACACAAUAGAGCUCCCAACUGAUUACUUAUACCCACUUAAUUACAUCGCAAUGCACUUUUACUGGUAAUAUAUUGACCUACACGCAUAGUUUUUGUAGUACCUCCAAGUACUGCUCCAUCCUCCUCCUGUUUGCUUCUUCAGCCUUCUUUCCCCUUGUUUAUAUUUUCAUUUAUUAAAUUAAGAUUGCAAUUUUACUCUCUGAGCAGUCAACAUUGUACUUAACAGUAACAUCAAUGCUGAACAGUAGGGUUUUAUACAUUUCUGAGGAUCUCAGAUAGUGAUUGUGGAAGUGUGUGUGUGUGUGUGAUUGUGGGUGUGUGAAACCCCAAUGACGGGGCUGCUGGGAGCCGAGUUUCUUUGCAUAGAGUGAGCCGAGGAAAUUCACAAGGGCUCCUGAGCAUUAUCACUGUGCUUCCGGAGUAUGUUAAAGUGUGGUUACAUUUACUAUUGCUUGAUAAAACCUCACUGGGGAAAUGGAGUCAUUCCAGUCCACCUCAAAAAUUUUUCAAUUUUGAAGUAAGCUAUUUUCUAUGAAUGUGUGAGAUUUCCGAUUCAUUAGGCACUAUAGGUAAAUAGAUGGGUAGACCACAGACUGUAUAAAACAUGGGCAUAGUGUCUGUGAUGUUACUCAUAGGUUUCUGAAAAUCAUUUGCGAUUUUGAUAACUGGAAGUGGGCAAAGAGGCAGUACGUGGGUGGAGCAGGCAAUCCACCUGUCACUCAACUGGCCACACCCUUAAUUAUGCAGAAUUUUAUUAUAAUUUAAACAGAUGAGUUAGGGCAAGAUUAGCUACAUAGUCCAAAAACACUUUUCCGCUUGGGCAUCUUAACAUUGGGGAACUAUGGGAUUGAAUUCCUUUUGGAGCAUGUCUCUAGCGGUCAGUUGAUGAACUGCAGUUCAAGUCACUUCCAUGUCGGAUUCAAGAGAGCGGCAGGAAGGUUUCCGCUUGGAAUAGACCUUAUGCUUCAGAGAAACACGUGCGCAGCCAUCUUUAGAAUUUAGUUUUUAGAAUUUUGAACUUCUGAUUUUGUGGUAGCUCUAUACAGCAUCACGGUGGAAGAUGAAUAAACUGUUGAAGUGGGUUUACUUAAUGUAGAGCUAACGAAAUUUAUCUUAAACAUUAUAAUGUUUGAAGCGAAUGUUGUAAAUGUCAGAAGACUGGGACGAUUUUUAAACGAGUAGUUAAUUCAUGAAUUCAUGUGAUCUUUGUGUUGAAAAUAAAACGGAAGACAAGACAACAAGUGCAGUGCAGAAAUAGACAAAAUAUAUAGACCAAACAAAGUCUAUAGACCGUUUCAUCGGGCGCACGCCCCUGGACCUAAGUUAACUUCCGGUCUGUGUUGUGUAUAUCGGUCUGGCUGCGGUGACAUCUACAAACGCAGUUAAAGGCAAGGUGAUGAGUAGACUGAAGUUGGGCUCAGGUGGCUGUGCCGCGGGAUGUGUUUCCCAUACAUUUAUUUAUUUUUGGAGACUCACCACAAUUUUAAAACUGAUCGAUUUUCAAAAAGGCUUCGUUAAAUAAACAUGAGUAACGUUACGUAACGUACUGCACGUUUAAUAAUAAUAAUUCCUUACAUUUGUUUAAAUAUCAAAACGAAGUACGGGUGUUUUUAUAUCGCUGUAUUUCUGAAAGAAGACUUGCAUGUUAUAUGCGUGAUAAAGCAGCGUGUGAGCGUACCAGCUCUGCUUAGUUUACAGCUGUUACUGGGGAAACCUCUAUUUCUCGCACUUUAUGUCUAUGCUUUAAAACAUCUCCUGCUGGCAAAGAAUGAAUUAUCAUUUUCAUUAAGUCCGCCUGAUCCACACAAAAAACACAUUUUGUUUGUUAUCAAAAAAUAUCUACUCUAGAGGGACUUGGCUGUUGUUAUUGAUUCUAUUUGGAGUCUACCGGAAGUUAAGUUAGGUCCACAAAAGCGCUCACGCGCAUUACCGUUUGUUUAUGUUGAUGCCGUUGAAACCGUCUAUAAGUAGGCUACGGUAAAACUACUUGUGCUGCAAACUAGUGUGUUUAUAAUUAUGACAAUAUGAUAAUAAGAAAUACCUGUUUGCAUUGUCAAGCAGUAUAGCGAGCAGUUUUGUUAUUAAAACAACUGGAAGCGAAAUACAACGGAUUCCUUGCACAUUCAAGUUAAACGGCUGCAUCAGCUCGUAUGUUAAAAAUAAGGAGAAUAGGAAUCUGUGAGGGGGCAAACAUUUUCCCCACACAUAUUUUCAAAUGAAGCUGCUUUCUUUGGCUCAACGCGGUGAAUUUCUGUGACUGCUUUGAAACCGUCGCAGAAACGUUCCCACAGAAUUCCCAAACUCAUAGAUUCCUGAUGGAAAGACUAGAUUUCGAGCAUGCAGAUUCACAGAGCAAUGGUAAAUGUGACCGCACAUUCACACCGCGGACAUCACUCACUUUCUCCUGCUAGGAGUGACCCAUGGGUACCUGUGAUUUCCUUCUUUGAGCACAUAACUGCUCCAUUCAGACCAUCCCUCCUCUAGUUAUCUGUUUGUUGCAGUUAAGUACAUUUCAGGUUUAAAAAUGCCUGAAUGUAGCUUUAAUUAACUACUUAUGGGUGAUGUUUUUGGAAAGCACUAAUAGUGUGUAGUUUCAGCAAAAUUACACACUUCAGCUUUCAAGACUUCUAAUUUGCUAAGGAGCAUUCAUUUGUGGGAAUUCACACGAUAAAACAUUAAACACAACUUAAACCUUCUUUUGCUUGCAGUAAAUGUAGCUUGGAAAUAAUUCAUAAUAUUCUUUCAUGGCCUGGGAAACACAUUUUUAUUUUAGAGUCAUGUAUUUAUGCUGUCAUUGUAGUGCACAUGUUGAGAUGAUGUACAAUGAUGAGAUGGUGGCGAUUUUAUAGACUUUACUGGAUUUUGCAACUUAGAACCGCCAUUACCAGAAGUCAUUUUAUAAGGACUGACAGUAUUUGUGCCAAACGUAUGCAGAUGGCGAUGGCACAUAUGCACACAGUUUAAAGUACCUCACAAGGGACUGCUGCAUCAUCAGCAUGCUAUUUGAAAUUCACAAUGUUAUGGAGUAUGUGUGUUUCUGUAAAAAGAUGUUGUUUUUUUGUGAAAUGCUUCUCAAUUCUUUAUCAUAUGCAUUAUUUGUUUUUUAUUCCUUGCGAUUAAAGGCUUUACAAUGCUG
Carassius gibelio (silver crucian carp) is the source of this 4603-nucleotide messenger RNA. RefSeq names its product dnaJ homolog subfamily B member 1. The transcript has 3 exons. The record is from RefSeq and is a predicted model, not a curated record. Gene Ontology annotation, cellular component: cytosol. NCBI's taxonomy places the organism in Eukaryota, Metazoa, Chordata, Actinopteri, Cypriniformes, Cyprinidae. The coding region runs from base 347 to 1342 and encodes 331 amino acids. Gene Ontology annotation, molecular function: Hsp70 protein binding; transcription corepressor activity.